This is a messenger RNA of Epinephelus fuscoguttatus (brown-marbled grouper), 2928 nucleotides long. RefSeq names its product family with sequence similarity 168 member A (gene fam168a). The record is from RefSeq and is a predicted model, not a curated record. The transcript has 8 exons. Gene Ontology annotation, biological process: positive regulation of base-excision repair. The coding region runs from base 242 to 922 and encodes 226 amino acids. NCBI's taxonomy places the organism in Eukaryota, Metazoa, Chordata, Actinopteri, Perciformes, Serranidae.
CCGGCAGUGCAUCCCCAUCCCCCACACGGUGGCCGUCUCUUCGGGUGAAAGCUGUCUUCCCUGCGCCACUGGUCCGACAAAACGCUGCUGUAGCAGAGCCAGUCAGUCCGCACCGACCUGAGGCAGAGCACACAGCACGGGAGAGAGCACGUACGCACACGGGGAAUCAUUUUUUUGUUCGACCGAGUGGCUUUGAUUUGCAUAUCCACUUCCACUCCUUCCUCAUUUGCAUACAGCAAGAAUGGCGAGCGGGCAUCCCACAGACAAAUUCAGUUUCAUGUAUCAACCAGACACGCACAAGAGCAAGAACAGGUUAUCUUCAGCUAUGAAUCCAGUCUACAGCCCCGUUCAGCCUGGCACCCCUUAUGGAAACCCUAAGAACAUGGCCUUCACAGGGUAUCCAGGAGGGUAUCCUGCCACGGCUCCCACCUAUACACCCAACCUCUAUCAAACAGGCAGUCCUGGGUAUCCACCAGGAUAUACUUCAGCAGGCACCCCGUACAAAGUGCCCCCCACUCAGUCAAAUGGAGCGCCCCCUCCCUACACCCCGACCCCCACUCCAUACCCGACAGCCAUGUACCCCAUCCGCAGUGCCUACCCUCAGCAGAACAUAUACGCACAGGGAGCGUACUAUACCCAGCCAGUGUAUGCGGCUCAGCCACAUGUGAUCCAUCACACCACUGUGGUGCAGCCUAACAGCAUCCCCUCCACAGCCCUCUACCCUGCUCCCGUCCCUGUACCUGCCCCUCGCAACAACGGCAUGGCUGCCAUGGGGAUGGUAGCUGGGACAACCAUGGCCAUGAGUGCAGGGACCCUGCUGACAACGCCCCAGCACCCCCAGAUUGGAGGACACCCAGUUACUGUGCCAACCUACAGGCCCCAAGGGACACCUGGGUACAGCUACGUACCGCCUCACUGGUAGAGCCCACCCAUCACAUCUGGAGUUCACCAUCGUAUGCAACUGCUCAAAUCUUACACGGGCUCCCACUGGUAACCAUGGGAACCCGGCACCUGUCUGCAAGAACAAAACUAAAGUGCAACAGCCACUUUACUAUUAUUGUUAUUGUUAGUAUGCGACAUUCUCUAACGUUUUUACAAAAGCUGCUUUUAUUUUUUUUAUUUUUUUUUUUAUUUUAUUUUUUCUCUCUGUUCAUUUGCCAACCAGUCAUUACCUUAUUUUGUAUGGCUCUUUGAUUUUUAUUAUUUGAUUUCCUCAUUUUUCUCUUGAAGUGUCUGUCAUUGGAACUCCAGAAGGACUCUUGACCAAUCACGGGUGUCAGUUGCUCCUGUUUCUGUGUUGUGCUGGUGUAUGUGUGGUCCUUCCUGCUGCUGCUCAGUUGGCUGGAAAAUAUCGGGCACUUAUUCCUCAUCAUCAUCAUCAUCAUCAUCAUCAUCUCCGUCAGUCACUACAAAGACUUAUUGACUUAUGCUGCCAAAUUUCUUACAACUAGAUAUCAGCACAGGGUUUUAACAUAAUUAGCGUUUUAAUUUUUGCAGGUUAUUUAAUUUUUUUUUUUUUUUUUUUUUUAAAUAUUCUUUCCUUAAACCACACUCAACUGAAUUCCUUUUUCUCUGUAGACUUUUUCUUUUUUACCUUUGUUCUUCCUUCCUCUUUAUCCCUUUUUUUAAUCCGCUUUGUUUCAUCUUCAGUUGAAUCUCAGUCGUCUUCCAGCCACGUAGCUAUCUGUCCGGCAGUAGACAGUCCAUCAUUCCUGUUGUUAUGUCUCCGUGUGGGUGCUUUGUUGCGAUGAGCAGAGCACUUACUGACCAUUACCUAUCCUGCUGCGUGUCCCACUGUGUCCGCAUUCGCAUAACACACACUAUGAAAACGUCGCCUACUUUAUGCUACAUACUAUGCAGGCUAGUAUGUUGUGACACUAUCGGAAUCUUAAACUUAGCGUAGGUCAAUGCAUUUUAAAAAAUGUAAGGAUAUUUAUAAUUAUCAGCAUGGGCAGUCGUGCACACUCUCUCUAUCUGUAACACACACACACACACACACACAUAUAGGGGCUCCUGUAUGUGUUGGAAAACAUGAUCACUUAGUGGCACUUACUGUAAAAUACUCCCAGUUCAAACACACAUACACACACACACACACACACACUACAUGGAUUUCUCGGGGUGUGCAUGGAAGAUAGCAGAAAAGGAGUUUAAAGGGAUUGUGUUGGCGCAGAAAGAGGAGAGCAUGAUAAGACGGAGAGAGCAGACAACAAGAAAGGAGGAGGAGAUCACAUAUUCACAGUCGGGUCGUUUCAUUUCAAGGUGUAAGACCUUUGAAUUCGUGACAUCUCACCUGCACCGAUACUCUACUUUCACAUUACAUGUGUCGAAAUUUAUUCCUCGCUAUGAAUAUAUCCUCUCCUCCUCCCUUCUUCUUCCAGAUGAGGACUUUGUAACCAAACAAAUAGAAACCCAGACUCUUGAGUAUUAAUGAUGGACCAGUCAAAUAAAUCUGCGCUGAUAGAUAGAUGGAUGGAUAGGAUUCGAUCCGCCAGACCAUUCCACUUCUGUGAGUGCUGAAAAAAGACCAAACCAAUGACAUGGGAGGUUGUGCACUACAUUUAGGAAGAAAUUGUGUCCAAUCAGACGGCUGUAAUGUGUUUACACCUGGUCCAUGUCACAGCGCUGAUAGGUUGUUCUCUGAAUUUGGGUCAAAGUUUUAACUUUGUGGGUAUUAUCUUGUGAAUCGCAGGAGAAUUGUAGUCAAGAAAAAGUGCUGGUUUUAGUGUUCAUGGCUACAGCAGUGUGAGAACAUUAAGACAAUUUUAGCAAGAGUGCAAAGCAGCGAUGAUGCAGUGCCACUCAUAGGCCUUUUCCACCAAGCUAGCGCUGGUCCUUGGAGUGGUUCUGUUCGGGAUUCUUGGACCUUGGUGCUAUCUGCGUCAUCAACGAAGGGCGUUGCACAAAGCAAAACGGAAGUAAAGAUAA